AUGUUUCAAUUUGACCCAAGUCUCAUUCCUUCCCUGCGGACACGCAAAGCCCUCUUGAUCAUCGACCUCCAGAAUGACUUUGCCUCCCCUACCGGUGCACUUCCCGUGACAGAGCCCGAGGGUUACAUCGGCCGCAUCCUCGAAGUUGCUGCCGCCUUCCGCGCCUCUGGUGACGGCGAUGUGAUCUGGGUUCGCUCCGAGUAUGACGCACCUCGGCCUAUUGAAAACGACAACAUCCUGACGAGCGACGCGCUGCUCGUGUCGUCGAUGCGAAGCAGCACCAGCCGCCUGCGCAGGUUGAGCGUCGACAAGAGCGACCAGGAUGAUGAGGCCUUUCUGAGCGGUGGUGCCGGUAGCAGCAAGCCCGAGUGCGUCCGGCCUGGCACGUCGGGAGCUGAGCUUGUUGCCGAGGCGGCCAUCGACUCGAAGCGGGACUCGAACCUCGUCAAGACGGAGUACUCGGCCUUUGCGUCUGGCCAGUUGUUGCCGCUGCUGCGAACCCGUCUGGCAACGGAGCUUUACGUCUGUGGGGCGCUGACCAACGUCAGCAUACAUGCUACGGCGCUGGACGCGGCCUCGCACGGGUUCGCCAUGACGCUGGUGGACGACUGUUGCGGAUACCGGAGCGCGGUGCGGCACGCCAAUGCGGUUCGGAACCUGAUGCAGCUGACGGGCUGCGAGACCACGACGGCGCACGACAUGCUGGUCCGAUUAGGGUCGUCCGGAGCCGAGCAGCAGCAGCAGCAGCAGCAGCAGCAGCGGCCACGUCAGCCACCGGGACCCGUCCGGACGGGCACAAGAGCGACGGGGGAUGCGGGGCGCCCCGGUUAUCCUGGGAGCAAGCUCGUAGGUAGCAGCAGCGGCGCGCAAGGAGAGAUGAGUGACGGAUCAUCACCACAGCCGUCCUUGUCGCAGACCGACCCCAGCAUCAUCAUCACCAGCACAAACACCCUCCCACAAGCCAUGUCCAAGCUGAAGCUAAGUAAUGACCCGUCUUCACGGCCAGCAGUUGCCGAGCCCGACGCUCCUCGGCCCGAAACGACUCAGCCUGCGCUUCAGGCCUUGGUGAGUGGCGAAGUCGGAGCGGGCCUGGGCAAACAAAUUGCAACUGCCACAGCCGAGCCGAUAACGGACGCACAUGCGUCGAGCGAGUCGUCGGGAACUGGCCACGAGCGGGACUCUGGCAUGCCUGCCGAGGCGGGAUUCAAGAAGUCGGGAUCUCCGCCACAAAAAACAGACGAGUCAACAAAACCACCAGAGGCCCCAAGCACCUUAGGGGCGGUAUCGGACGACAACCCCCUGGAACCCCUCUGCGAGGGCGACACUACCAUAAUCCCAGACCUCCUCCCCGGCGCCCUUGAGCAGGGCAUAUUUGACAAACUCCGGGCCGAGGUCAGCUGGCUUCGCAUGUCGCACCAGGGCGGCGAGGUCCCGCGGCUCGUGUGCGUGCAGGGAGCCGUAUCAACAUCGGAUGCCAGCGUGCCUCUGUACCGGCAUCCGGCAGACGAGGCACCGCCGUUGGUCCCUUUCUCGCCGACGGUGCUGAAGAUCAAAGAACACGUAGAGCGUCACAUCGGGCACGAGCUCAACCACGUCCUCGUCCAGUUGUAUCGCAGCGGGCAGGACUACAUUUCGGAGCAUAGCGAUAAAACUCUUGAUGUGGUGAGGGGCAGUUACAUUGCCAACGUCAGUCUGGGCGCCGAGCGGAAAAUGGUGUUUCGGACCAAGCGCGGCGACAAAAGCAAGACGGACGAGGAAGACAAGGAAGGGGAGGGUAGCGGCAAGAAACGAGAAAUUGUCAAGGCCAACCUACCGCACAACUCACUCGUCAAGAUGGGGUUGCGCACCAACGCACGCUGGACCCACGCCAUCAAGCAGGACAGGCGCGCAGAUCGGGACAGGUUGGCUCCCGAGCUGGCGUUUGGUGGUGCCAGGAUCAGCCUUACCUUUAGACAAAUCGGGACGUUUCUGGACAAGGAUGGGUUGUUGAUCUGGGGUCAGGGUGCGACUGGCAAGACCCGGGCCGAUGCGAAGCCCGUCAAGAAUGGGGCUUCGGAGGAGGCCGAACGCAUGAUCCGCGCCUUUGGGGUCGAAAACAACACGCCUGACUUUGACUGGGAUGCAGUCUACGGCGAAGGUUUCGACGUGCUGCACUUCAAGACCGUGCCGAGGCUGUGGGUUUCUGGAGAUGAAACUCGGGAUCUGAGGAUCAAGUUGAUGCUGGGCUCGUACGGUGUUGGGUUUGCCAUUGGUGGUGACGAUGACCCCAAGAAAACUGUUGAUGGUGAAACCACCUCAGCCAAAGAGCUGAGGUUUGUAGACAAUGACGUCGACAAGUCAGACGUCAGGGGCGACUUUGCAGUCAUGCUAUACCUAGAAAGCACAUAUGGCAAGCUCUCAGCCGGCAAGACGGGCUCGCUAGCAAAGAGGCUAACGCGCUUCGAACAGGCAAUGAGCUUGUUGGACAAGUGGCGCGCCACUGCUGGUGAAGACAUAGGGUUGAACCCGCUCAAGGGCGAGCUGACCGUGUUUGAAGAUUACAUGUCUUCUGGCGGCGAGUAUGUGGCUGGCGGUGAGGCGCCGUCCCUUGCAGACUUUGCGCUGUGGCCUGUACUGCGGGACAUGGCUGGGUUUGUGGGCGCGUCUGGGCAAGGGGGCAAAGAGAAGGAGAAGGGGAAGGGAGACGAGACCUUUAGCGGCCUACUAGAGGAAAUGGGGCUGAGUCGGUUGGGGAAAUACUAUGAGAGUUUCGGCCUGGAGAAGUUUGUGGGGCGGGUUGUGGAGGAAUAGGAACCGUUGGUGAUGGGAUAGCGACUUUCUGCUGGCUUUUUGUUCCUUCUUUCUUUCCUCUUCAAGAGUGGCGUUCUUUGUAUUCAUAAAAAGGUACGGUACAGUGGGAAGCUCAAGUAUGAUACCCAGGUUUGGAGGUAAAUAAAGAUGUUUCUGGUAUUUGCGUCUGCCCCAUAUCAAAUAAAGUAUACCAAGGCUUCUAGAAACGAGAGAGAGCUUCGACCAUAAAGUGUAUUGAUUGGGUUCGAUUCAGAGUGCGAUAUUUUGCCUCACUCUAUCUGAUAACAUUCAGGGGCUAUUAUGCCUUGG
Pyricularia grisea is the source of this 3099-nucleotide messenger RNA. RefSeq lists its product as uncharacterized. The record is from RefSeq and is a predicted model, not a curated record. Lineage: Eukaryota; Fungi; Ascomycota; Sordariomycetes; Magnaporthales; Pyriculariaceae. Gene Ontology annotation, cellular component: nucleus. The transcript has 2 exons. Gene Ontology annotation, biological process: DNA repair; DNA alkylation repair. Gene Ontology annotation, molecular function: dioxygenase activity. The coding region runs from base 1 to 2790 and encodes 929 amino acids.